AUGCCGGCCAGGGACCUACCCAAGGCGUUCCAAGACAUGAAUAAGAAAUACGGAGAGGUUGUGUAUCUUGACGUCUUUGGACAGCCCAUGGUUGUACUGGGGACACACGAGAGCGCAGUGGAACUGCUCGAGAAACGCUCAGCGAACUAUUCCGACAGGAUGCACUCGGUCAUGGCCGCCUUGUCGGGAUGGGAGUGGGCCCUGCCGCUCAUUCCAUACGGGCUGUUCUGGCGACGCAACCGGCGUGCUUUUCACGAAUUCUUCCACCCUGGCAUCGUUCCGGAUUACCGAACCAUCCAACUGGAGGCCGCUCGCGGGCUCCUCCGCCACCUACUUCAGGAUCCGACGCACUACACGGAACACAUCAGAUACGCGUUCGGGUCGAGCAUCAUGCGUAUCUCGUACGGCAUCGAUGUCGACAAGGAGAAGGUUCCGUACCUAACCAUUGCCGAAGACGCGAUGCAAACGUUCUCCGAUGCCUUCGUUCCCGGAAAGUAUCUAGUCGAGACGUUCCCGCUGUUGCGAUUUCUCCCGUCAUGGUUCCCUGGCACGAAGUUCAAGCGGGAAGGCACGGCUUGGACCUCAGUCGUGAACAGGCUACGGGAUACCCCGUGGGACGCGACUGUCGCCGCGAUGCGAGAAGGCACCGCGCUUCCUUCGAUCGUCACAGCUUGGACGGAGCGAGCCUCGGAGAUGGAAGACUAUGCGCCCGCCGACGAAGAUGAAGUGACCAAGAAUACCGCGGCUACCGCAUACGCAGGUGGCUCUGACACCAUGUUGUCGACGAUCCUUAGCUUUCUGCUCGCCAUGGCAUCUUACCCCGAAGUGCAGAAGAAGGCUCAGGCGGAGCUUGACGACGUGGUCGGCGCACAUCGGCUUCCGGACUUCGAGGACGAAGAGUCGCUGCCGUACAUAUCCGCGAUUCUGAAGGAGUGCGUGCGCUGGCGGGUCGUCUUGCCGCUCGGACUUAUUCACCGGUCGCUCGAGGACGACGUCUACCGCGGGUACUUCAUUCCGAAGGGGACGCAUGUCGUGCCGAAUGCUUGGGCGUACACUCGCGAUCCGCGGCAUUAUCCCGACCCCGAGGAGUUCAUCCCAGAACGAUUCUUGAAGGACGGAAAGCUAAACCUCGCGGUUCAAGAUCCUGGAGAUAUCAUCUUCGGUUAUGGACGUCGCGUAUGCCCUGGGCGUCAUUUCGCGGAGGCAGCCCUCUUUGCGAUCGUCUCGUCCGUACUGCACACCUUCGAUAUAACCGGUGCCCGGGACGAGCACGGCAAUCCGGUGCGUCUCGAGGUCAAAAUGACAGAAGGUGUUCUAUCGUGA
Molecule: messenger RNA, 1323 nt
Organism: Trametes versicolor FP-101664 SS1
Lineage: Eukaryota; Fungi; Basidiomycota; Agaricomycetes; Polyporales; Polyporaceae
Product: CyP450 monooxygenase
Exons: 9
Coding region: 1-1323 (440 amino acids)
Molecular function (GO): heme binding; oxidoreductase activity, acting on paired donors, with incorporation or reduction of molecular oxygen; monooxygenase activity
Source: RefSeq, a predicted model, not a curated record